This is a messenger RNA of Triplophysa rosa, 1591 nucleotides long. RefSeq names its product MARCKS-like 1a (gene marcksl1a). Lineage: Eukaryota; Metazoa; Chordata; Actinopteri; Cypriniformes; Nemacheilidae. Gene Ontology annotation, biological process: actin filament organization; central nervous system development. The coding region runs from base 179 to 811 and encodes 210 amino acids. The record is from RefSeq and is a predicted model, not a curated record. The transcript has 2 exons. Gene Ontology annotation, cellular component: plasma membrane; cytoplasm. Gene Ontology annotation, molecular function: calmodulin binding; actin filament binding.
ACUCUUAGUUUGCUCACCCCGCAGAGGCGUGUGGAUUUACUACCAGAAAGCAGCCUUUAUUUCUGCCUGCUAAACAUUUUGAGGGAAAACAGACCAGGAAUCAUAACAUAUUCUGAAGAACCCACAGGUUUUUCUGCAGUUCUUCUCAUUUUAAUCUCUUUGAAGACACACAGGAAUAAUGGGUGCUCAGUUGUCUAAAGGUGAAGCUACGGUGGACGGAAGCGCCGUGGCUGAGAAAGCCAAUGGUCAGGAAAACGGCCAUGUAAAGACCAACGGUGAUGUUUCCAGCAAGCCUGAGGGAGAUGCCGUGGCAGCGGACGGCAACGGGACCGCGGAGGUUGCAAAGGAGACGGAGGCGGGAGAUGCUAUCGAAGCCGCGCCCGCCACUGAUGGAGACGCCGCCAAACCUGAAGGCGAAGCGGCCAAAGAAACUAAAAAGAAGAAGAGAUUCUCCCUGAAGAACUCCUUCAAAUUCAAGGGCAUUUCCCUGAAGAAAAACAAAAAACGUGAGGAGGUUGACGAGAACGCUGCCACGCCCGCUGCCGAAGAGAAAGCCGAAGACAAGCCCGAGGAGAACGGCCAGGCUGCCACAGAAACCAAAGAGGAGCCAGCUGAGGAUGCCGAGACCAAUGAGACGCCAGCACCCGAGGCAGAGGCGGAGCCAGAGGCAGAAGACCCCGCCCAGGAGGCGGAAGCUGCGCCCACAGAGGAAACCGCUAAAUCUGAGGAGCCCACAAAAUCUGAGGAGACCCCUGCCCCCGCCGAGACCACGCCCACCACUGCUUCAGACCCCGAGCCGGCCACGGAGUGACCUCACUUCUGAGUGGCAACCGGACUGUUUUUCUUUAUCGUUUUGUCUUUUUGAGAUUGAAAUAUAUAAAUAUAUAUAUAAAAUAUAUAUAAAUAUAUGAAACUUGAGCCACAGUGGUAAGGUUACAGCAAUACUACAGUGAAACAGAGUUCUUUAAACGCACCACAUUUGCUGAUAACUAGUUCAUGGCUUGUCUGGUUCUGUUCCUGACCCGUGUCGGAGAUGAGAGCUCUGUGGUGUCGCUCUGUAAGAACUGGGAUGGCAAUGUUCUGUGUAUGGAUUACAACAACCAAUGGACUUUCAGCAGAAAAGCAACGUUUGGAAGAGUGUGGCUGGCUCUUCACAGUUUUCAGUCUUUUUUCGUUUAAACGUCAUCUGAUUUUCAGGGCUGAUGAGUGAAAUUGAGACAAAUCGUCAUCUUAAGAUUUGGUGAAAGGACAAUGUGAAACCUCUAAAAGGGGUUUUGUCUUCUUUUCUUAAAUAGCUCUACAUUCCAAUUUUGUUAGCCCUGAAAACUGUCAGGAGUGGAUAGCUUUUAGUCUUUUAGUCGGUUUAUAAUGAUGUUUUUACAGUUUUAAUCGGUGCAGAGAGGUCGGUCGGAUACAUGUACACAUCUCAACGUUUACGACAAAGGGGAAUUAAACCACUGCUUUUUUCAAAUAUAUAUUUUUGUUCUGUUUUGUCUCUGUACAUACAUUUUCUGACUCUUUAUUUUGCUAACAUUUCCAGAUGUUAUUAAAAAGAUGUUGUAAGAUUAGGCCAAAUAAAUGUUUGACCCUC